This is a messenger RNA of Paracoccidioides brasiliensis Pb18, 318 nucleotides long. RefSeq lists its product as uncharacterized. The coding region runs from base 1 to 318 and encodes 105 amino acids. The transcript has 2 exons. The record is from RefSeq and is a predicted model, not a curated record.
AUGAGAGUCGGUUUCACCAACCAGGCAGAGGUCACCCAAAAAACAAAGAAGCUGUUUGGAGGAGGCAAAAGGACCGGAAGUCUUCCCCCGCAAACACCCUCGUCGGAUACCCCCAUCUAUUCAGACAUAAGUUUUGAUAUCGUCACGCCGGAAUUCCGAGGGCAAAUCGAAUAUGUUAUGAUGCGCGAGUUGGUUCAGGAGGAACAACAGGCGCUGAAGGCGCUGAAGACGCUGAAGGUGUUGUCCAAGAGUCGAGCAGCUGGGGGAAGAGGAAGAGGGUGUUGGGCGUUGGCGGAAUGUUGCAACGCAGCCUUUUGA